GAAGUGAACAAUUAUUACAUUAAUACUAAAUAAAAGAUUAAUUCAUAUCUUAUAAUAAUUAUAUUAAUUGUAAAUAUUCCUGUGCUUUGUGUGUGCGUGGAACUAUUGCGGCACUUUUUCAACAACUCAGCCGUAAACAGCAGUUAAUAGCAAUAAUGUUCCAGUUUCGUGCGUUCAUAUUUCGGCCAGUUUUGUGGAGCACAAGAUCUGAAGCGUUUGCCAGUUAUAGACCACGGCCGUAUAAUGAUAACAAAUCCUUUAGCCGCAACAAAUAUGAUUCUCUGUCCGAUGAAGAAAUCUAUGACGAGGAGAUGGAGAAGUCUGAAGGUUUCGCUCACGAACGCAAGGUCGUUAAAGAUGUCUAUAAGGAAAGUCUCACAACAUCGACGAGAACUGACGAAGAAAUAAAAACAUUUAUGAAGAAACACAACAUCACCGUUAAUGGUAACCUAUUAAAACCUGUUCUGACCAUCAAUGAAAUAGAGGUCUUUCCGAAACCCGUACUUAAAGAAUUUACUGAAAAACGAAUCACAGCGCCCACACCGAUCCAGAGUGUAUGCUGGCCCAUGGUUAUGUCUGGUACAGAUUUGAUUGGUAUUGCUCAGACGGGGUCGGGAAAAACGCUCGGAUACCUACUACCCUCAGCAUUGCACAUCAAGGCUCAACCUGAGAGCAACCUAAAAGGACCCACGUCCCUUGUUCUAGCUCCAACUAGAGAGCUGGUACAGCAAAUCGCCAAAGUAGCAGAGGAGUGGCUAUCAUUCCAUUUUGGGAUUCGAAAUGUUUGCGUCUACGGUGGAUCUGAUAAGCAUUUCCAGAUAAGGGGACUGCGACUUGGGUCCGAACUAUGUAUAGCGACACCUGGUCGUUUAAUUGACCUACUCAAGAAUCGUGUGACUACCCUGGCUAAUACCAGCAUGCUGGUUCUGGACGAGGCCGAUCGAAUGCUUGACAUGGGUUUUGAACCUCAAAUUCGUGAAAUUGUUGAAAGAAUGAGAGAAGAUCGACAAACACUGAUGUUUAGCGCCACGUGGCCCGCGGAUGUUCGUAUGCUUGCUUCGGAUUUUAUGGAGCGAGAUUCUCCCCGCAUAAAUAUCGGCUCGACCGAAUUAUGUGCUAAUGAGAACAUCAAGCAGGAAGUCCGAGUUAUACCGGAAAACAGAAAACGUGCAAUGCUUCUCGAUAUUGUUCAUUCACGGCCCACUCAUAAGAUCCUUAUAUUCGCCGGCACAAAGCGAACCGUUUCGUCGAUAGCCCGAGAGUUGCUUCAGUCCGGAAUUCGUUGCGUUGAAUCUCAUGGCGAUCUCAGCCAAGCUAAACGAGAGAGGUCACUUCAACAUUUCAAGGGCACUACGAAUGUGAUGGUCGCGACCGAUGUGGCCGCCCGAGGUCUUGACGUGCAAAACAUCAGCCUUGUGAUUAACGUUGAUUUCCCACAGACAGUUGAAGAUUAUAUACACCGUAUCGGACGAACUGGCCGAAGCGGAUCUAAGGGCGAGGCGAUAACCUUUUUUACCGAGGCGGAUGCGCCAUUCGCGAAGGGUCUUAUCAGUGUGUUAGCUCAAGCUGAUCAGGAGAUUCCUGCGCAUCUCAGAGAUAUCGCGAACAGAGCUUCUAAACAUAAUACAGGUUUCCGUAAUCGUGAAUACAGACCGCACGCUCCCAAGUUCAGCAGAUUGAGUCGAUCGUCGAAUUGGCGACACGCGGCCCGGAGCAAAUAGAUGUCAAAGUUCUCAAGCUGGUAACAAUUACAGUAGUUAAGUUCUAUGGAUAGAGAUAUUCAAAUUCGGUAAUUGGGAUUGAGCUGCUGUAUGUUAAGCAGUUCAUAGCGCUUUAGUUCAAUGGCUGUUCGAGUCAAUCGAUAUAGGGUCAACUUAAUAAGCGUGUGGUGAUGUACGAAGGUGAUGCGUGAUAACUGAAAACAAAAAGCAGAACUUCAAUUGAAUCUUAAAAUGAGGAAGUAUUUUAUAUUUUAUUUGAUUAACUCCUAGCUCCAUCCAGCAAAUUUGCGCUUUUGUUGCGCUUUUUUCUCAAUUACGUACGUUUGUCUUCUGCUGAAUGAAAAUUAUAUAUAGUAUUAUUGCAUUGUUAUCUCGGCCUCAGAACUUGGUGUGGGAUCGAAUGGCUGAUGUUGUAGUGAAUACCAACUUACGAUACAGAGAAAUGCUAACUAUAGGUAUGUAACAGUUAUUUUAUACGUAAUAAAUAACAGUAAUAGACAAUAUUGGGACGAUCUAGUGUCCUUUAGGAAGGACAUAACGCAAUUUCUAAUCUACUUGGAAAGUGGGAAAAGGCUCAUUUAACUGAAAAGAAUAAGGUAUUUGUUAUUGUAUUUUUCACUAGUCAUUGAAUUUGAGUAAGCUGAAUUGACUAGUAUAUUUAAAAAAAGAGUCCAGUUUAAACAUCCGUUUAGCGGUUUUUCCUUGUUCACUUAAUAACAAAAGUAAGAAGCUCUGGUAUGAUCAGAUUCAACCUAUAAGCUAGUUUCGCAGGUCAAAGGGCCGCUGUCACCCCUUUCGUUUGUUGACUUUCAGAUUGGGUCAGGUACGUGGGGCACCCAUUAAUUUUAGAACGCCUCACAGUAGUCGCAUUAGUAUCGGUUAGGACCUAUUUCAUACAAACGAAUUUCCAUUGUUUGGGUCUGUAUCGAGCCUAACUGUUUUAUUUUCAGUUGUAUUAAUUGAUUAUUGCUACAUGCAUGCAGUCUAUAAUGUAUAAAAAAAGAUCGUUUCUUUCUGGUUGGACAAACGUGAGAUUUCUAUUCAGCUGCAGAAAAUCACUCAUAAUAAGGUUUUUUUAUUUUAUGUUCAUUCGACAAAUUAUCAACAAUUCCGGAGAUAUUUAGUCACUUUUGAAAAUAUAAUAAACAUGAAACACAAUGGGGCACCGUUGUGACCUUGAGAAAGUAUCUUUUCUUUUAGGCCACUAGCCGCACUUUCAAUGAAUCCUGCAUAGACUGCAUUAGCCAUAGUCGGUAAUUUCGCAUUAGUUACAGGAAAUAUCUAUCAAUCAAUAGCCAAGAGAACGCCCAGUUUACAAUUGGUCUUUAAUCUGUGAUUAAAGCUCCCGCUACAAAAUUUUCGAUGAUUGUUGUAAUUACGAGGUCAAAAGUAAAGAGUUAAAAAAAAAUAUGAAAAAAGUAGGUCGUAAAUGUACCUUCUACUGCUAAUGAUCAUUCAAAACCGCGCCGUUAUAUAAAUCUAAUUGCUUGAUGUCUUUUUUUUUUUUAGCUACAAAAACGACGCUAUAGAGCGGUCCAUUUGUUCCAGUUGUCUAGUGUUAGUCGUCCAUGAUAACCCGGGUUCUGACCGCAUGAAUUUGUGAUGCGAUGUUCGCUAGAAAAAUGAAAAUGAAUCCGAGGCAUAGCACGAUAAGUUUAUUACAUCCUGUAGGAACUAGACCGAUCUUUACGGCUUAAUACCGGCGUAUGCUAUCAACAACUCUGGGUACCAGAGCAGUACCACGACGUGCCAUCUUGUUUUUCAUUCUAUACUACGGUUGUAUAAAAUAUGCGUCGAGAAAUUGUAGUUAAUAGUUGGUGCUUCGUUUAUCGCAUAAGAACGAGGCUGUUAUUUAGAUUAUAAGCGCAGAUACUGUCUAGUGUCCUUAGACCAAAAGAAUUUGUUAGCCAGGAUAUCCUUGGUUACCUAAAAUUUAUGUUUUAUCAUAUUGUACGCAACUGUAAGAGGUAUAGAAACAGGUUUCUGUAUGCCAAAUUCUAGAACCCCGUCAUUAAUUAGAACAGGGUAAAAGUGCAUUUCUGACGAUCCUAGUCUUUCGAUACCAUGUCAACUGAUAAGCCACGGUACUCCUUUCAGCAAGAUCGAACUUGCAUUCAGACAACCAUACAUCUGUAUAAGACUGGAUGAGCAUUUGUGCUGAUUGGAUGAGAGUGUGAUAAAUGUCAGUAUAACAGUGUCGCGCCAGAGAGGAAGCACUUAAAAUUCAUUAUAAGGUAGGAAUACUUAAGUACCAGUUGUUUAGCUGUUUAGUCCUAAACUGAAGUCGUCCUCUAAGCGAAUAGCAACUAAUUGAUACGUGUAUCGAGAUACCUUUGUGCAUACAUGUAAGAAAAAUCGCUUAAUACUUACAUUUACAUAACGAUACUUAGUUUAAAUGCGUGUUAGAAAGAGAUCGUAGUGAUAUCUUAAGGGGUAACAUGUUUAUCUGCUGAUCUUAGGGACACACUGUGGUCUAUGUUUAAACCCGACCAGAAACACACUUCGUUGCGUACUAGGGUCUAGCCCUUUAUUUAGAGUGCCUACCAGACGUAAAGUUCGUAGCCUAGACGUUAAUUUUUUGUCCUGAAAAACCCAUACGCUGUUUAUAAAUUACGCUAUGUCUAGAUAAGAUAAAACUAUGAUGAAAAUUAUCAGAACGUGCUAUAUGGACAAGCUAUGCAUAAAUACUUUGCCAUUAACGAUUCACUAGCUCUAUCUGUAAGAACACAUUUCAUGCAAUAAGUGCAUAGCACGUUUUCUACCACUAAAAAAGUGAUUAUUUAUUUGGUGACUUUCGGGCAUUUUGUUGAUUCGCUUUAUUUGCCUCACCAUUAUUAUUAUUAUUAGUCUAUUGAUUUUGUAUUUAUAAUUUUUUUAUAUUAUUAUUAUUAAUAUGUACACACCGGCGACGCAGCGCAGGUGACCGAAGUACUAUCAUUGUCCUGACCAUCCAUCUGCUAGUUAUCUCCUUGAGUAUGACAUUAUCAAUAAUAUCGUUUUUUUCUUUUUUUUCUAAUCCACGAUAUUUCCCAUUUCUUCAAUGGAACGUGUCGUACACGCCUACGGUACACAAACGCAGUUCUGCUUUUGUAGAUUCCUGGCCUUGGUGUCGUCUUGUUCGUAUUUGUUGUCAAUAGCUUCCUCAUCAUAUUAUAAUGACAGCAUUUUUUCUAAAAUUUUUUUCAUUCUUGCUUGUGUCGUCCUAUUUUCCAUAUCAGUUCACUGUAUUUGCCUGUCUAUUCAUCCCUGCCUCUCUAUCGCUCGCUCGCUCGCUCUAAAUCAAAUACGCCUGUCUCACUUUCUUCGUUGGUCUGUAUUGCAAUAAUAAUUAUAAUAAUAACAGUCAUCUUUCACGUUUUUUCAUCAUCAUCGUCGUCGCCCUAUUCAAUAAUAAACUUCUAAAGAUUUCUAGCUGACGAGUAAAUCUUCACGCUUCUUCAGUGCUUAUAAUCUACCCACAAGGGCGAACCACAAAAGCCAUAACAGCGGUUGUGGCUAAGCUGUGCGACAACUAUAGCAGAUGUGUCAGUACAACUGGGUUCCAAGAGUACCUAAACCUAUUUUUUCAUUUUUCGAUAUAUAUAUAUAUAUAUAUAUCGCGUCGCCAUGUCACAUUCUCGAGUAAACUCGUCCUUAUUUCGUUCGGGUGUCCUAUUUAUUUUUGUUUGUUUAUGUCCAUCAGUGUCAGUUUUAUUGUAAUUGCUUGUUAGUAUUCGCCGCGCGUUGAGGAUAAUGUCAAUCUGUGACUGUUUUGGCGACCUCGCAAGUCGACUUUUAAUAAUAACACUCAGCCAUGUGAUUGCAACGGGCUCAAUCUAAGAACACUAAAAAAAAAAGUAUGUUCCUAGAUGGGGAAUCAACAUACAGGUAUGGUGAGGUAAUUGUAGGACUAUAGAUAAUACGACGAAGCGACGCAAAUCACUGAUUUGUGCGAACCACGGGCGUUGAAAAAAGAUCUAAACAAUUGUUCCUUCAAGGUGAAAAUUUAUAAACAAUAUGGCUAUUUUCUAACUGAACAGAUGUUCAUUAUGAAAAAUUCACCCGAUGCUUAGUAACCACGCGGUCGCCAACCCGAUUAUCUGAUGGCUAAAAAUAAGAUAAAACUAUUUCGAGCAGUUAGUUCCAAAAAAGUCGUUCGAAGCUUCAAGAGCGGACAGUGAAGACACGGCAGGUCUUUGGUUACAACAUCCACGGUGCAUCUUCAAUGGA
Varroa destructor (honeybee mite) is the source of this 5930-nucleotide messenger RNA. RefSeq lists its product as uncharacterized. Lineage: Eukaryota; Metazoa; Arthropoda; Arachnida; Mesostigmata; Varroidae. Gene Ontology annotation, molecular function: ATP binding; nucleic acid binding. The record is from RefSeq and is a predicted model, not a curated record.